ACGAGGAGACGAGGAUUCGAGCUCAGAGUGCACGCACGCGCCUCGUGAGCUUCGUUCAUCAGCGUCGUCAUCCGCAUCGCUGUCGCUGUCGGAAUGCUUCGCCGCGUGCAUGAGCGGGCCCUCGUCUCGUCUCGCAGCUGCCGAUGUGAAUUUGAGCGAGCCUUCGACUUCGACUUCGACUUCGAUUUCGAGUUUUCCUGCCGGGUGCGCUGCGCGUUUUGGUCUCUUCCGAGUCGCGUCACGACGUUUGCUGCAGUCUGAGCAUGUCGCAAUCUCGCCACCUCUCUCCCAAAAGCCGGGCUCGAUUUGGGAGUUCGGAGUAGAGAUUGCAACUAAUUGUGCGCAGAGCGAGGAGCAGGAGCAGGAGCAGGAGGAGCAGGCUGUUUCUGAAUAUUCAUUUGGUAGCUAACGUUGCUUGUUUCUUCAACCCCCUAUCGAUGUUUGCUGGGUUUGUUACAGAUUGUAUCAGUAGAUCCUGCAAUCUACGCAGAAUUGUGAUGAUAAAGAGAUCGGAAGGAAGUAAUCGGUUUUAUAUUCGGCACGAAUUAUAAGAGUGGUGGUAACCAUGCCGCGCUGAGGAAGAGAUGGCUGAUAGCGACGCUGGGUUUGUGCUCGAUGAAGCAUCGGGCCUCUACUGUCAUGCCGGUUCAGGAUUCUACCAUGAUCCUAAUGCAGGUUGGUAUUACAACACUCGUGAUGGGGUUUACUAUACCUUCGAAGAUGGAGCUUACAUUCCUAUGUCCUCGACCAAUAUUACGGAAGGUGCGACUUCAGAGUCACAAAGUAGUCCAUCGAAAGAAGUACUUGGAUUGGUGAACUCCAAUGGAACGGAGAAGAUUUUACCGACCGUUGAAGAAACCGGAUCUUGUAAGAGUGAUCCAAAAUUUGACUCGACUUCAAAUGAGGAUUGUGGUAAGGUACAAAAUGAUGAGAAUAUUGACAGUGCACAAUUAGAUCCUGAAACAGGGUUUCCAUUGGCAAACGAAUACCCUCUCUGGUAUUUCGAUACUGUGAGAUCAAUAUAUUGGUAUUUUGACAAGGACUCUUGUGCAUACUACAUGUAUCAUGGAGAGGAUAACUGCUCAGGAACUGUGUCACGGUCCGAUCAAAGUGCAACCGGAACUAUAUGCCCAGAGGAGCAACAUAUUGAGAAAGGGCACAUUCCGUAUGUUACGAGGCCUGAAAGUGUGGAAGGACUUGAGACUCAGCAGCUCAGUCAUGAGGAGGAGAACGGUGAAGAAUAUCAACCCACUUCUGGAUGGGUUGAAGAAGCUCUGAUAGAUCUCUACCUGAAAGGCUAUCCUCAGGAGUCCUCAGUUGAGGACGAUGGACCGUGGAUCACAUCUGCCGAUAUAUUUACAGAGACUACUGAGAACGGUUCAUAUCAUGCCAACGUCGACAUUGUGGGAUCUUCGUUUUAUGAUGGUAGUAGUACCGUGAAGUACGAUGACCAGAUUUGGUCUAGAAAUCAUAACUAUGAUAUGCAAGGGUCGCAAGCGCAUUUCAACGACUCUGACAACGAUGGAAGUGAAGAGUUGGAAGAAGGAGAAUGGGUUCCCGAUGAACCUCUUAGGAUAGUAGAUGGCGAGGAGGGUGAAGCUCGUACACUCCAUACAGAUACUAUGGACAAUGAAGUUUCUCAUGGCAGGUUUCCUUCUCAAACACAAGCUUCAAGUGAUGAGUGUGACAAUCAAUAUGAACAAUCUCAUGGCUCCAAUCAUGAGAACGGAGAAACAGGCCAUUAUGACGAAGCAGAUGACUUGGAUAUGGAGGAAGGUGAAAUAAGCUUGGCAGAUGAGAUAAGCUCGCUAGAUGAACAGAAAAAGGAGGAGGAAAAGUGGCAUGCUCAAUAUGGGCAAGUUGUGAGGGAGAAAUCUCGCGAUUAUAUGAUACCAGGCGCAGUCGAUUUAUGGGACUGGAUAAUUCUUGACAAAGAGUCUAAGGCAUCCAAGCAGGGCAAAUCAAAGAAGCAGCUAGUAGGCAGGAUAGUCUCGUCUGUGACCAGGUUACAUCCUUCACUUAGUGGGAGCAGUGGUCUUAUACGCACAAGUGCCAUCAAAGCCGCAGAGCUUGACUACGUGAAAGUCUCGUCAGGUAAAAUCUACCGUUUACGUCGGCCAAGUAGAAAGCAUGUGGCAUCAGCCGGGAAUUACGAUUCUUCGAAUCCAACCAAAGGCCUGGGAUUUCCUGCCCUUGGACUUGCUGCUUUGGACACUCCGAAUGAGAACGCCACUGGUGAUCUCACUGUUGCACGUGAACCAUCCAAGGGUCGUGCAGAUUCCUUAGUAUCAAAGCCGUUCGUUCCAAACACUGGUCACUGGCGCUUUCAACGCCUUCUUCCUACAAAAAAAGGACGAGGAGUGCCUGCUGCUCUCCUCGCUUCUAAGCAUCUAUCUCCGGAAGAAAUGAUGAUCAAUGAGCAGAGAAAACAGAGAUAUCGAGACCGAGCUGCAGAACGCAGGCACUUGCACGGUGGAUUUGGAGUAGGACCAGGCCAGAGAGGAGUUUCCGUCCUUGAGGAAGAGAGGUUGGAGGCCGAUGAGGCCAUUGGGAUGGUGGGAGCUUUGGAGAAGGCGGCUGUUGCACCUCCGAUAGGCAGAGAGAAUGUGGGAAAGCGGAUGCUGGAAGGCAUGGGCUGGAAGGAGGGACAAACGCUAGGGGUGGAAGGCGGUUUGGUCAACCCGUUACAAGCGCAAGGCAAUGUUGGGCGUGCUGGUCUUGGAUGGGGUUGAAAACUGUGCUUCUCAACAGAGCAUUUAUAGUCCGGGAUUUGACCUUUUCACACAGGAAAAGGAACACGGUCUUUUUGGGUUGACAACUCAAGAUGAACAAACAACGCAGAUGUGUCAAGUUUCCAUUGAGUUUCUUCACAAACGGGUCCUUACUACAGGUCGCUCAUCUAUGGCAUGGCCUGUCCUAAACACGGGAGUUUGAAGGAGAGAAAGUUGUGACUGGUACCCAGGUACUUCAAGUAGGUGUGAGCUACAGAUACCGUCUUUGGCCAAGAUAGUCACCAGCCUCUUCCGCGAUGUCCAACAAUUAGCAACAUUUCUCAGUUAGGAAAUGAUAUUCAUUCUUUAAAACAGAGGUGAAACACACAUUUCCCAAGAAGAGAAUGGUAAGCUUUUAAGAUUACGACCACAGAUAGGAAACUACUGUUGAUCAGAUCACACUUUGGUGAACGCCCUGGCGAUGGGCCCGCGGAUCUGAGUUCAAACAUCGAAAGGGAGAGUUCAACAUUUAUUUUGUGUUGUAUAUACAAGAAAGAAAUGAAGUCUACCGUUGCCAGAUUUUUUUGGUGGUUACCUGCUGCGGUAGAGUGAUAUAGAGGUAAGUUAGAGCAGAGAGAUUUCUGGGCUGUCCAGAAGUCUACAUAAGUACUCUUGCUAUGCCUUCUUGAUGUCCUGGAGGUGCCUUGUAGACUGGCUACUCUGUUAAUGCGACAAAAGCAUUUUUGUACUCGCAAAAGCAGUACGUUUCUUUUCCAUCGAAUGCAGAUUCUAUGCAAUAUGGAGCCUCAGUUUAC
Marchantia polymorpha subsp. ruderalis is the source of this 3526-nucleotide messenger RNA. The record is from the annotation of a GenBank genome assembly. NCBI's taxonomy places the organism in Eukaryota, Viridiplantae, Streptophyta, Marchantiopsida, Marchantiales, Marchantiaceae.